AUGGUGGACAGUUAUGAUGACAAAUUUGGAAGUGGCAUGUAUGCAGCUAACGGCUACUCUUUGUACCUCAGUCAGGCAACAAUCCUUGAUUGCGUCGAGCGGAUAUGCAAACGGCAGAGUGCGCAUGUACCCAUUACGGUAGCGGAUUUCGGAACAGCAGACGGGCGUACGUCCCUACAGCUACUCAACAAUGUUAUCGCCACAACACAAGAGCUGUCUGGGGUGGCCAAGCCUGUCAUGAUAUAUCAUGAGGACCAGACCAACAAUGACUUUACCUUGCUGUAUCGGGUUAUUCAAGGUACUGAAGACAGAGGACAAGGUGGGCUCAAGCUGUCGUCUAAUGUAUUCCAGGCUGCUGUUGGGAGGUCAAUGUAUGAGCAAUGCCUCCCAAACAACUCCGUGGAUAUAUCAUUCUCAUCUAUAGCAGCGCAUAACUUGUCCAGAAGACCUUGUCGAAUAGAGGGUGGAUGUUUAUCCUGUGACGGUACUGAGAAGGAAAAGGCGGUAUUAAAAAAACAGUCUGCCCAGGAUUGGGAACAAUUUGUUUACAUGAGAGGAAAAGAACUCAGCCCAGGUGGCUAUUUAGUGGUACUGAACUGUGGAGUUGACAAAGACGGUAAAGGCAUGUUUCCGAUAAAAGGAGGAUUACCACAACUCGGGAAAUUACUAAGUAUAAUGCUUCAUGAUGGUCUUAUUACACAGGAGGAAUUCCUCGACGCGAACUUUGAUGUGGACUUCUACAGAAGUGAGGAAGACCACAGCCGCCCAUUUACACAGGGGGACAGGCUGACGCAGAUGGGUCUGGAACUGGUAUCGGUUCGCUCAUUCACCAACAGGCUGGAGCAUCACACGUUCGACAUCGUAGAUAAAGACGAAGCUACCAAGGCAGAGUAUGCCGAGAGGGUGGUGGCAGGUAUAAAGCCGUGGUUCUACCAUGUGAUCUACAACGGGUUGUCGAAAACGAGGCCACAGGAGGAAAGAACGCGACUGACAGAUCUCUACUUCGAUAGGAUGAGGGCAUUUGCCCAUGACAACCAUGGCGGCAAGACUCAAAUACCAUUGGUUGAGACGGUUGUCAGGAAACGUCUCUAA
This is a messenger RNA of Pecten maximus, 1092 nucleotides long. RefSeq lists its product as uncharacterized. The transcript is spliced from 8 exons. The coding region runs from base 1 to 1092 and encodes 363 amino acids. Lineage: Eukaryota; Metazoa; Mollusca; Bivalvia; Pectinida; Pectinidae. The record is from RefSeq and is a predicted model, not a curated record. Gene Ontology annotation, molecular function: S-adenosylmethionine-dependent methyltransferase activity. Gene Ontology annotation, biological process: methylation.